This is a messenger RNA of Plenodomus lingam JN3, 1296 nucleotides long. The record is from RefSeq and is a predicted model, not a curated record. Lineage: Eukaryota; Fungi; Ascomycota; Dothideomycetes; Pleosporales; Leptosphaeriaceae.
AUGACCGCCGACACCCCACGCAAGUGCUCCGGCAAUGACUGCGAAAACGACGCCGGCUCGCUGCAAUGUCCAAACUGCCAAAAGCUAGGAAAGGAGAGUUACUUUUGCUCGCAAGAGUGUUUCAAGCGCAACUGGGUAUGUAGCAAGAAAGGCCAACAGUGGUUCCAACUUUCAACUUCCAACUUCCGAAGAAAAAAGACUAACACAGGACAGAGCGAGCAUAAGAAACAGCACAAGUCACAAAGUAGUAUUCUCCAAAGUAUCUUCACGCCCAAAGUAGUUUCUUACCCGGAUCCAGCGACGGGCCACUUCAACCCUUUCCCCACCUUCCCAUACACCGGCGCCCUACGACCCGUAUACCCACUGUCACCGCGACGCGAGGUGCCCGACAACAUCAAACUGCCAGACUACGCAAAAGAUGGCAUACCGCGCUCCGAGCAGGUGUUUGUCAACAGGAACAAAAUUGCCAUUUUGAACAAGGAGGAGCAAGAGGGCAUGCGCAAGGUAUGUCGGUUGGGACGAGAGGUGCUAGACAUUGCAGCACGAGCUGCGAAACCCGGGGUCACAACGGAUUACAUUGAUGAGAUUGUGCACAAGGCAUGCAUGGAGCGAAACUCAUAUCCAUCCCCUCUCAACUACUGCCAUUUCCCCAAGUCGGUAUGUACUUCGGUCAACGAGGUCAUCUGCCACGGCAUUCCAGACCAGCGUGUUCUGCAAGACGGCGACAUUCUCAACAUUGACGUCACACUCUACCACAACGGCUUCCACGGCGACUUGAACGAGACGUAUUAUAUUGGAGACAAGGCGCUGGCAAAUCCAGAUGCAGUACGCGUAACGGAGACAUCGCGAGACUGUUUGAACAAGGCCAUCGAAAUUGUGAAGCCAGGCACGCUCUUCCGCGAAUAUGGCAACGUGAUUGAGAAGUAUGCCAAGAGCCAGAACUGCAGUGUCAUCAGGACCUAUUGUGGGCACGGCAUCAACCAGCUAUUUCAUUGCGCACCCAACGUGCCUCACUACGCAAAGAACAAGGCCAUCGGACAGGCUAAGCCAGGCAUGUGCUUCACCAUCGAACCGAUGAUCAGCAUUGGUACACACAGGGACAAGACAUGGCCAGACGACUGGACUAGUGUAACUCAGGAUGGCUCUUUGACCGCACAAUUUGAACACACUUUGCUCGUGACAGAGGAUGGCGUAGAAGUUUUGACGGCAAGGCUACCAGACUCGCCCGGCGGUCCAGUACCAAUGCCUGCGCCUGCACCUGCACCUGCCAUCGGGGAAGCGAAGGCCGCUGCAUAG